Molecule: messenger RNA, 3003 nt
Organism: Laccaria bicolor S238N-H82
Lineage: Eukaryota; Fungi; Basidiomycota; Agaricomycetes; Agaricales; Hydnangiaceae
Exons: 15
Coding region: 1-3003 (1000 amino acids)
Biological process (GO): rRNA catabolic process
Cellular component (GO): nuclear exosome (RNase complex); cytoplasmic exosome (RNase complex)
Molecular function (GO): 3'-5'-RNA exonuclease activity; RNA binding; endonuclease activity
Source: RefSeq, a predicted model, not a curated record
AUGGUCGAAAUUACAAUUAGGAAGAGGCCUCGCACGGAGGCCGUCGUAACUCAACGCAAGUUCUUCAAAAAGACAGCGAGGGGGAAAGUCAUAAAAGUCCUGCGAGAACGCUACCUACGAGACGAUGUAGCGUGCGGAAUUGAAAGCUGUAGAAGCUGUUCUGAAUUACCUGGAACUAGUAUUCUUCCACCUUCCGGCGAUCAGCUUCACCCACUCUUUCCUAAUGGCCAUUUUGUUCUUCCUGAUACAAAUGUUUUCUUAUCUCAGAUGGACCUUAUUGAAAGUCCACUGUUUACACCACCGAUUAUCCUCCUACAAACAGUCAUCGAGGAAGUCAGGCAUCGCUCCUUGCCGCUUUAUAAUCGCCUUAAAGCGUUGACGAGAAUGGACGACAAGCGGAUAUGGGUUUUUUAUAACGAAUAUAGGUCGGAAACAGCUAUCAUUCGGGAGGAAGGCGAAACACCCAAUGAUCGGAACGAUAGAGGCAUCAGGAAAGCCACAGAAUGGUACAAUUCACAUAUCAGUCUCAAUCGACCUCCCAUUCGCGGUCGACCAGCGCCAAAGUUGCCUACCGUUGUUCUCAUGACAGAGGAUGCUGCAAACAGACAAAAGGCGGAACAAGCGGGUAUCGCUUCGAUCUCCGUGCGAAAGUACGUCGAAGGGGUAAAGGACGCCAAUCAGCUGUUGGAUCUACUCGCAGCAGCUGGAGCAGAAGACAUUGAACCUACCAAGGCAGUGGCAGGUCGCCAGGCUUUAUAUCCCGAUUACUUACCUGCGGCAAUGUUAAAUGCUGGCGUCAAGUCCGGAGAACUGUAUCAGGGCCACUUCAAUGCCAAUCAAUACAACUACUUAGAGGGCAGCGUCCCUGUACCCGCAUUCAGUAAACCUGUGUUGCUCAUUGGUCGAGAGAACAUGAACAGGGCUGUUCAGGGUGACGUGGUUGUUGUAGAAGUGUUUGACAAGAAGGAGUGGAAAGCUCCUGCGGACGAGGUGGUGGACCAAGAUACCGCGUUGAAGAACGACGAUGCUGAAGACUCUGGAGACGAAGGCGAAGGCGAGGGCAAUGAGUCUGUAGCUCGAGAAAAGAAGCUCUUGGAGUCAGAGAAACGUAGUUCUGAGAAGCAACCCACGGGCCGUAUCGUAGGUGUCAUCAAGCGCAACUGGCGAGCCUAUGUAUGCCACAUCGACAGCACUUCUCUCACAUCUUCAAACGCCACCUCUCUUUCCCUUCAAACUGUCUUUGCCACACCAGUAUCAAGACUUCUUCCUCGCAUCAGGCUCCGUACUCGACAAGCCCCCAUCCUAAUCGGACAAAAGAUCCUCGUCACGAUCGACAGGUGGGAUACAACGUCUCGGUACCCUGAAGGACACUUCGUGCGUGCUUUAGGGAAGGUUGAGAGCAAAGAAGCAGAACAGGAGAGUUUGUUACUGGAGUUUGAGGUGCCUUAUCGGCCAUUUGGAAAAGCGAUUUUGGAUUGCUUGCCACCUCAGGGAGAGCAGUGGGUUGUCCCUCCCAAAAGCCCUGAUAGCCCCGAGUGGAAGGAUAGAGAGGAUUUGCGAGGAUUGAUCAUUUGCAGUAUUGAUCCGCCAAAUUGUCAGGAUAUCGACGAUGCAUUGCAUGCUCGCAAGUUACCUAACGGAAACAUCGAAGCUGGAGUCCAUAUCGCUGACGUUUCCCACUUCGUACACCCUGAUAAUCCAAUGGACAGUGAAGCUGCUUCUCGAGGAACGACGGUUUACCUCGUAGACAAACGCAUUGACAUGCUUCCGUCCCUUUUGGGGACUAACCUAUGCUCACUGCGCCCAUUCGUCGAACGAUUGGCAUUUUCUGCAAUAUGGGAAAUGACGCCGGAAGCAGAGAUUGUUAAUGUUCGGUUCACGAAGUCCGUUAUCGCGUCCAAAGCUGCUUUCACCUAUGAGGAGGCACAAAUCCGUAAAGACGACCCGCACCAACAAGACGAGCUAACGCAAAGCAUCCGACUCCUCAACUCCCUCGCACUCAAACUCAAAGCAGGGCGCAUGGCAGCAGGCGCCCUCAAUCUCGCCUCACCCGAAGUCAAGAUUCAGCUGGACACAUCCGAGUCCUCCGACCCCAUCGACGUGGAACAGAAAGAACUAAGGGAGACGAACAGUUUAGUCGAAGAGUUCAUGUUACUCGCCAACAUCAGCGUAGCGCGCAAAAUUCAGGAAACGUUCCCGCAGACGGCGGUUUUGAGGAGACAUUUACCGCCCCCACGAACGAAUUUCGAAAAGUUGCAGGAUAUAUUGAUGAAGAGGAAGGGAAUGAAGUUGGAUGUGUCGAGUUCGGGGGCGUUGGCUGCUUCGUUGGAUCUUUGUGUUGAUCCGGAAUUACCAGCGUUCAACACACUUGUAAGAAUAAUGGCUACAAGGUGCAUGCUUUCCGCAGAGUACUUCUGCUCAGGCAGUGUGGCUCGAGAUACGUUUGGUCAUUACGGGCUCGCCAGUCCUAUAUACACCCAUUUCACCAGUCCCAUCCGUCGAUACGCAGACGUUCUAGCUCACAGACAACUAGCAGCAGCCAUCGGCUACACACCCCUGCACGCAACCCUCCACUCCAAAACGCACGUCGAGCGCGUGCUGGACGUUGUUAACCGAAAACACCGCAUGGCACAGAUGGCAGGCCGAGCGUCUGUGGAGUUUUAUGUUGGUCUGGCGCUCAAGAAUCGGGGGGAGAGGGAGAAGGAGAAGAAGGGUACGGUUGGGGAGGUGAGGGAGGAGGCAUUUGUGAUCAGGACGUUUAGGAAUGGGUUGGGGGUGUUUGUGUCAAAAUUGGGUAUUGAAGGACUGGUGAUGUUCAAGCGCGAUAACCAGUUCGACGCGGACAAUUAUACGAUUACGGUACCCUCUGGUGGUGGGAAGGAUGUUACGAUAUCGGUGUUUGAUAAGGUGGAGGUGAGCAUUGAAGUGGAGAAGGAUAAAAAUACCCAGAGGGGGCGUGUAAAAAUGACUCUUGUCCAUCCUGUUGAUUCGAGGUCGUUGUAG